Messenger RNA from Spodoptera littoralis (African cotton leafworm), 1695 nucleotides. The record is from the annotation of a GenBank genome assembly. NCBI's taxonomy places the organism in Eukaryota, Metazoa, Arthropoda, Insecta, Lepidoptera, Noctuidae.
AUGUUUAUAAUAAAAACUGUUGAACGGUUAAUAUUUCGUGCAAAGCCGGGUGCCAGGUGUUUUUCAACUGUUGACAGUUCAAAGGAGAACCCUAUUGUAACUGUGAAACAAGGGAAAUUGAAGGGUGUAGUCAACAAAUGUCUAGAUGGAUCCCCUUACUACAGCUUCAAAGGCGUUCGUUACGGCCAACCACCCAUUGGAGAGUUGAGAUUUAAGGCACCAUUACCCGUGAAACCAUGGACGGGUAUACGUGACGCGAUCGAGCACGGUCCAGUCUGCCCACAAUUCGACAUGAGCAUUGUAGAUGUCGUGGAAGGAAACGAAGACUGCCUCAGUUUGAACGUAUACACGAAGUCAUUACAACCCAGCUCCAAACUACCCGUGAUGGUCUACAUUCACGGAGGCGCUUUCUUGUCGGGAUCUGGUAAUUCUGAAACCUACGGCCCAGAAUUUUUCUUCCAACACGAUGUGAUCUUAGUCACAAUAAACUAUCGACUAGAAGUACUAGGUUUCCUGAGUCUAGACACUCCUGAAGUUCCCGGUAACGCUGGUAUGAAGGACCAAGUUCUAGCUUUGAGGUGGAUAAAAGAAAAUAUAAGUACUUUCGGAGGAGAUCCUGACAAUAUUACUUUAUUUGGAGAGAGUGCUGGUGCCGCCUGUGCAACUUUGCACAUGCUGUCGCCAAUGUCGCAGGGACUGUUUGAUAAAGUAAUAACGCAGAGUGGUAAUUGUUUGUCCUACUGGUCGAUAUUCCAUGAGCCCGUAGCACGAGCAUUUAGAGCUGCGAAAGCAUUAGGUAAAGAAGCAAAGGAUAUCAAUGAACUACUAAGUUACCUGAGAGGAUGCCCUGCUGUUGAACUAGCGAGGCUUUCUAUCCACACAAGGACACUGGACGAGAAAUUCAGAGGUUUACCUAUUUACUUUACUCCAACUAUAGAGAAAAAGUUCGAGGGCCAAGAACAGUUCUUAACUGAAGACCCAUUGGACUUGUUAUUGGCAGGCAAAAUAAGUAAAGUGCCCAUGAUAAUUGGUUACAACUCGGCGGAAGGAUUAUUGAUGGUUAAUGACCAUUUAAAGAAAAUAAAGACCCUAAAUGAGCACCCAUCAUACUUUGUUCCCCGAGAUAUAGCCACGAAGGUGUCUAAGGAAACGUUAGAUGAAUUAGGACAGAGAAUAAAGAAGUUUUAUUUUGGUGACAAAGAUAUGACCCCAGAAGACUGUCAAGCGAUAGUAGAUUUGCAAACAGAUAUAAAUUUCACGUACCAAACUCACAGAUUUAUACAUUUCUUUCAAAAGUUUGCUCCAGUGUACUUGUAUAAGUUUGAAUAUUGUACAGAGUUGAACGUUUUGAAAAGUGUCUUCGGAUUGGAUAAUGUGAAGGGCAGCUGCCACGCCGAUGAUCUAUUUUAUCUCUUCCAUAGCGAAGUCAGUAGAAAUAUUUACGAUGAAAAUGAAAAACUGAGAAAGGUCAUAUAUCAAAUGACCAAGUUUUGGGCCGAUUUUGCAAAGACUGGAAAUCCAACACCAACAAAAGAGGUCGUGGAAUGGCUGCCGUGCUCACCAGCAAAUAAAGAAUAUUUAAUUCUAGACGAGGAAUUGAAACUAUCAAAUAAUUUAGAUAAGGAAAGAGUAGAUUUCUGGAACAAAAUCUAUGCAGAUGUCGGCAUGCCCGCAAUUACUAAGUCCAAUUUAUAA